AUGGGCCCGCGCGGGGCGGCGCGGCUGACGGUGGCGGUGGCGGCGGUGGCGUUGGCGGCGGCUCUGCGGGCGUCCACGGGCGGAGGGCAGGAGGAGGGCGGGGAGGGCUGCGGGGGGCUGCGCGGCGUCACGGCCGUGCUGGGCAACAACACGCACCAGUGCGUCUUCGACGACCUCAGCGGCUCCGUGUCCCUGUCGUGGGUGGGCGAUAGCACGGGGGUCAUCCUUGUGCUGACCACGUUCCAGGUGCCCUGGGUGAUUGUGAUCUCUGGGCAGUCCAAGCUGUACCGCAGUGAGGACUAUGGGAAGACCUUCAAGGACAUCACCAACCUCAUCAACAACACCUUCAUCCGCACCGAGUUUGGCAUGGCCAUCAGCCCCGACAACUCGGGGAAGGUCAUCCUGACAGGUGAUGUCUCUGGUGGCAGCCGCGGCGGCCGCAUCUUCCGCUCAUCUGACUUUGCCAAGAACUUUGUGCAGACCGAGCUGCCCUUCCACCCUCUGGCACAGAUCUCCUACCACCCGCAGGACUCCAACCGCCUGCUGGCACUCAGCACCGACAAUGGCCUCUGGGUCUCCAAGGACUUUGGGGAGCGCUGGGAGCAGAUCCACAGAGCUGUCUGCCUGGCCAAGUGGGGUGCAAACGACACCAUCUUCUUCACCGCCUACCUGAACGGCUCCUGCACUGACCUCGGCUUCCUGGAGCUGAAGAAAACCACCGACUUCGGCAAAACCUUCAAAGUCAUCGGCACCAAGAUCUACUCCUUCGGGCUGGGCGGCCGCUUCCUCUUCGCCUCCGUCAUGACGGAGAAGGGCUUCACGCGGCGCAUCCACGUCUCGCUGGACCAAGGUGAGAGCUGGAGCAUGGCGCAGCUGCCCUCCGUCGGCCACGAGCAGUUCUACUCCAUCCUGGCUGCCAACGACGACCUGGUGUUCAUGCAUGUGGAUGAGCCGGGCGGUGAGCGGGGCUGGGAUGAGGAGGGGAUGUGGAAGGG
Centrocercus urophasianus (Greater sage-grouse) is the source of this 995-nucleotide messenger RNA. RefSeq names its product sortilin 1 (gene SORT1). Gene Ontology annotation, cellular component: membrane; Golgi apparatus. Gene Ontology annotation, molecular function: protein binding. The annotation marks the transcript as partial. Lineage: Eukaryota; Metazoa; Chordata; Aves; Galliformes; Phasianidae. Gene Ontology annotation, biological process: Golgi to endosome transport; vesicle organization; endocytosis. The record is from RefSeq and is a predicted model, not a curated record. The transcript is spliced from 9 exons.